UUCCAAUAACGCAAAAUGAUCAUGGAUACAUGCCUGACCCAAGAAGAUUAAAUAACAAUCAUAAUAAUAUUGUCCAACAACAUCAAUCAACUUAUGUCUUACAGCAGCGCCCACCUACACCUCCACAUUCGAUUGUACUGAAAGCACCUACAUAUACUGCUCCAGGAUUCAUUAUUGAAAAUAAAAAUGUUCCUCAACAUUUGCUUUCUAAAAAAGUGUUAAAUGAUCAUAUCUUUAAUGGUAAUAAUCAUCUGCAGCUAAUUGAUGUUCAACAACCUUCUCAUUCGAGUUUUCAGCAUCCAUCAGUUUAUCAAGUGCAGCAAACGGGUUCUCUACAGCAACAAACAUCUCGUCAACAUCAGCAAUCAGAUAAUCAGCAACCACAACCAAGUCAUCUGCUUCAGGACGGAAUUAUCACUACACCAGAGAAACCGUUGCGCGUUCAUAUAAAACAGCAACAAAAAAACAAGAAGCAGAAGCCAACAGAAGAAAUUCAUUUGUCUGAUGAUGAACCGGAAAUGGGAGUGAAACCUUGUUCGUCAAAAUAUCUCAAUGAUGUGUUGUUUCGUUAUCCACAAAAUGCUAAUGAUUCCUGCUCGGUACAUAAAUCUGAUCUUAAACAUCUUGCUCUUGAUGUGAUGUUGAACGAUACCAUAAUUUACUUUUACCUCAAAUAUAUUCAUUAUAGGUUUCAUUUACCUUUUAAAUUUAUUCUCAUCCUUUAUCUUUAUAGUCUUGUCCCCGAAGAAAGGAGGGAUCGGAUAUACAUUUUUAACUCAUUUCUCUUUGAAAGGCUUACACAGGCUCCUGCUCAUGGAAAAACGCAGGUUACACUGGCUACGAGAAUAAAGCGGGUUGUGUUUAACUUUCAAGCGGUUAAGAAUUGGACAAAAAAAGUUGAUAUCUUCUCUAAAGAUUAUGUCGUUGUACCCAUAAAUGAAGAAAUUCACUGGUAUUUGGCCAUUAUUGUAAAUCCUCAUGCUGGCGUUUUUGAUAUGGAUGGCGAGGCAAAGUAUAAUCCAUCUGAUAGCUCCGGACCUUUUCUAAUUUUAAUCGAUCCUGCACUGGAUAAACAUCUCGAUGUUAGGCAACAACUGAGUGAGUACUUACACUUAGAAUAUGCUGACAAACAUAAGAAGGAUGGAAAAUACUUUAAAAGGGAGUCACUACAGGUCAUCCAGCCUACUCUUAUUCCUCAACAAAAAGGAUAUAUUGAUUGUGGAUUAUUUUUGUUGCAUUUUGCAGAGCUUUUUCUUUCGAUUUCGAAUCGUGCUUCAUUUCGAUGCUGGUUCCAUGAUUUCCAAAUUCAGCAUAAACGGAAUCAAAUUCAACAAAUAAUUCGUCAAGUGGCACCUCAUGUGAAACCUUCAAUGUUUAUCUAUCAGCCAACGCCUAAUAAUAACACAAAAAAGACUAGAAAAUCGAAGAGACAACAACCCCUUUUGGAAGCAUUCCCUUUGAUUGGAAGAGAUCGACGUCAAAGCGAAUCUAGAGUUAGUGAGAUUGCACGUGACCCUCGUUUUUCAGUUCUAUAUCGUCCCAGAUCUUGUGAUUCUCUUAUCGCAGAGAAUAAAGAGAGGCCGUUAGUUCUUCAGCCUCCAACUAUUUCGGAAAUGAAACGUUACAAAAAGAUCAGGAACCCUUUAAUAGAUGCAAUAAUUUAG
Messenger RNA from Meloidogyne enterolobii, 1664 nucleotides. NCBI's taxonomy places the organism in Eukaryota, Metazoa, Nematoda, Chromadorea, Rhabditida, Meloidogynidae. The record is from the annotation of a GenBank genome assembly.